CUCUCACGGUUGCGAGUUCGCACUCCCUUGCAUUUGCCGUUUCACUUUCUUGUGUAGUUCUUUGAAGAAGGAAGGCGCGUAGAAGAACUGGAUUAAAGCAGCAAAAUGAUGCUCCAGCACCUGGGCCAGGUGUCUGCUUCAGAAGUCAGUGCUUCUGCAAUUAUUCCAUGCCUGUCUCCUCCAGUUUCCCUGGGCUUUGAAGAUUUCGCAAAUCUGACCCCAUUGGUGAAAGAGGAAUUAAAAUUUGCCAUCCAGAAUAGGUGCCUUUCUCAGAGGAUGCCCUCCACCUUGGAUACAGUGAUGGUUUCUGAUAUAUCUAAUGAAACAUCUGUUUUAAAAAGAGAGGAAUCAGAAAAACUGGAAACAAUCAAUGCAGAACUGAAAGCUCAGAUUGAAGAGUUGAAAAAUGAGAAGCAGCACUUGAUCUACAUGCUCAACCUACAUAGACCCACCUGUAUUGUCCGUGCCCAGAAUGGUAGGACCCCAGAGGAUGAAAGGAACCUUUUCAUUCAGCAGAUCAAAGAGGGAACCUUGCAAGGCUAAACGAUAAUGAGGCAGUGCUCAAUGUUCUUUAACCAUGCUUCUUACCAUUAAAACAACAACUUGCCAUCCCAAGUAAGAAGCCAUGCUGAAAUUUCAGCAUUUGUGACCUCCAUUUACUCAAGAGAAGAUGGAUCUGACAUGAUUUUGCCGAGAAGAAAGGACUAUGGUAGCUUAGCUCCAGCUUUCCCAAGCAAAGACUCAGUUGGGUGGAAGGGAGCCACAGCCUUUCCUCCAGGUCUAACCAGUGCCACACUUGCUAUCGUAGAAGCAAUAUGGCUUUACACUUGGUAAACUCCUGCUGGCAUGCAGUUACAAUGUUUCUGGUAGGGUCGAAGGGCUCUCUAUGAUGCACAUCUGAUGAAUUGUCAAGCUGAAAGGAUUCCACUCACUAGAUAGGGAAUGUAGGUGGACUGGAUUGUGUUUUGUUUGUUUUGUUUUAUACUUUCAAAGAAAAGAGGUUAGCAACUUCCAGAACGCUGUUUUCAGUUCCAAAAGGCAUUGCAAUAUAAUGGGAAUUGCUCUGUUUCUACAACUAGUACAAGAUUUAACUUGGGCACUGCACUUUGUUAAAAAAUGUUUUCAUAAAAGCCCUUCUGUGGGUUUUUGAUGACUCAACUUAGAGGUGCUUGUGGGACAAUGUGACAAGCUUAAGGGUAUUGCAGAAUUGCUCACUGAAUUAAGACUCAAUAUAUCAAACUGGAGCAUUACCACUCUUGGCUUACUUUAAGAAGGGGGAAUGUCCCUUUCAAAACUCAAUUGAU
Thamnophis sirtalis is the source of this 1304-nucleotide messenger RNA. Lineage: Eukaryota; Metazoa; Chordata; Lepidosauria; Squamata; Natricidae. The record is from RefSeq and is a predicted model, not a curated record.